AUGGCGAGCAGAUACUACUUCAUCCGUUACCUACCUCCAUUGAUGGAUGACAUGCGAAUCAAGACACCGGCCCUCCCACUGAAGACACGCAGGGCCCCUCUACACACCCUGGUCCUCGAUCUUGAUGAGACUCUGGUCCACUGUAGUCUUACUGAGGUUCCCGAUGCCGUCUUCACCUUUCCCGUUCUUUUUGAAGAUGUCACCUACCAGGUUUAUGUGAAGACGAGACCUCGGCACAGAGAGUUCCUGGAGCAUGUAUCAAAACUAUUUGAAGUCAUCGUCUUCACAGCAUCUAAAAAGGUCUACGCCAACAAAUUGCUGAACCUUCUGGAUCCACAGAAAAAACUUAUCAGAUAUCGGCUGUUCAGAGAGCACUGCAUAUGUGUGAAUGGAAACUAUAUUAAAGAUUUGAAUGUACUGGGUCGAGAUCUAUCAAAGACUAUCAUCGUGGACAACUCACCUCAAGCAUUCGCUUAUCAGCUGGACAAUGGGAUACCAAUCGAAAGUUGGUUUGAUGAUCAGAAUGACGACGAACUCAUGAAAUUGUUGCCUUUCCUACAACAACUGGUCACCAAGCGGGAUGAUGAUGUCAGACAGCACGUCAGGUCCAAGUUCAAACUGCACGAAUUACUUCCACCAUUGGAAUGA
Messenger RNA from Helobdella robusta, 648 nucleotides. RefSeq lists its product as hypothetical. Lineage: Eukaryota; Metazoa; Annelida; Clitellata; Rhynchobdellida; Glossiphoniidae. The transcript is spliced from 5 exons. Bases 1 to 648 code for a protein of 215 amino acids. Gene Ontology annotation, molecular function: phosphoprotein phosphatase activity. The record is from RefSeq and is a predicted model, not a curated record.